This is a messenger RNA of Batrachochytrium dendrobatidis JAM81, 879 nucleotides long. RefSeq lists its product as uncharacterized. Bases 1 to 879 code for a protein of 292 amino acids. Lineage: Eukaryota; Fungi; Chytridiomycota; Chytridiomycetes; Rhizophydiales. The record is from RefSeq and is a predicted model, not a curated record. The transcript is spliced from 2 exons.
AUGGCCAAAAAGUUAUUGGCAGGCAACGAUGUAGCAGAAUGGCGCAAGGCGUUGUUUGGAUACAACAAGGCUAUAACUGCCCUUGCAGCAACCAAAAAGAAGGCAGUAUCUGGCAUUGACCUUGUACACCUCGACACAUGGAAACUCACUCUUGAUGCCAAUACACUUUACGAUAAAGCAACAGUAGUAAAAAUCGUUCAAUGGAAGUUAUUGAGAGGAACUUAUCGACCGAAUUUACUGAAUCGGGUCAUGUCCAACUCGGUCGAGUCGAUCCAUUCAGCAAUUUCGGCUGCUCAACACCACUUGUUAAAAGUAGGAUCUUCGAAAGAGGAUCACAAGAUGAUUUUGAGUGCAUUGGAGAGUCUUUCGGAAUUGGCGGGAAUAGGUCCAGCAACUGCCUCGGCGAUAUUGUCUUGUAUGAGCAGCGCUGUCCCUUUUAUGUCAGACGAGGUGAUUGGGUCACUACCAGGAACGGAUCCAAAGAAAUUGAAAUACACGUUCAAGCAGUAUAGAGAGAUACUGGAGACACUAACGGCCAAGUCUAAUGCACUCAAUAAAGCAGAUACUAUGGAAUGGAGCCCUCGAUCGGUUGAACGUGCAUUAUGGACGUGUCAAGUCUUGAAUAACCUUGGGCUAGCAUUGGAUGUAUCUGAUGAAUCCGUGGAAGAGGCAAAGCAUGAUGGUAAUAUUGCAUUGGACACGAAAACCGAACUUGCACUUGAUGCAUCCACUGUUCCUGUCAAGAUGGGAAAGAAACAAGACAGUAUUUCAGCAACUGAAUCUAAACAGAAAAGCGUAGAAAAGCAGACAAGAAAGAGAGUUGCUGAUUCAAACCCAAAAGACAAGCAACCUGUUCGUAGAUCCGCCAGAUAUCAAUAA